AUGCAUACGUUGGAUUGGAAAUUAGAUUGCUGGACAAAUUACUUGGAGAACAAUUCUCUUCUGCAGCCUCUGUGGGACAACCUCAGGCUAAACUACAGCGGCUAUUUAAGAUCUCCGCUUUUCCCCGUUAUACUGACCAGCCCUUCCUAUUUUGUCUUCUGCCUUCCCUUCCUCAUCUGUGACAUUAUGGGGGAAAAGUGGCCGUGGCUCCUGCGGCACAAGAUCCAACCCGGCCGUCGGCCAGCAGCCUCUGCUUUGUUGCACUGUGGGAGAGUCACCUUGUACAACCACGUCUUUCUUGUGCUUCCAGCGUCGGUGGCCCAGUGGGCCUGGCGGCCGCCUGUGGACCUUCCUGACCGGGCUCCAUCGCUCCUGGACCUACUUGCUGGCGUGACGGGCAACCUUCUGCUCUUUGACUUCCAGUACUUCAUUUGGCACCUGCUCCACCACAGAGUCCGCUGGCUGUACGUCACCUUCCACGCCAUCCACCAUAAAUACCCGUCUCCCUUUGCUCUGGCCACCCAGUGCCUGGGGGGCUGGGAGCUGGUCACGGUGGGCAUCUGGACCACUCUGAAUCCCGUCGUCCUCAGGUGCCAUCUGCUCACCACGUGGGCCUUCAUGGUGUCGCAUGUGUAUGUUUCCGUGGAGGAUCACUGCGGGUAUGAUUUUCCCUGGUCCACAUCCCGCCUGGUACCAUUUGGCCUCUACGGAGGCCCGAGUAAACAUGACGUGCACCAUCAGAGACCCAACACUAACUUUGCUCCACACUUCAGUCACUGGGACAAAAUCUGUGGUACGCACGCCGACUUCUGCGUCCCCGCUGCCAGAAAUGCCGAUUCACUUGACAGCACUUAG
This is a messenger RNA of Menidia menidia (Atlantic silverside), 855 nucleotides long. Lineage: Eukaryota; Metazoa; Chordata; Actinopteri; Atheriniformes; Atherinopsidae. The record is from the annotation of a GenBank genome assembly.